GUAUGCUAUUUUACAAAUUGGGCUCAAUAUUCACAAUUCGAUACCGGUUUGGUCGACCCAUUUCUCUGUACCCAUAUUCUUUAUGCUUUUGGAAAAUUAGUGGGUACCCAAAUUCAGGACAUUGAAUGGAACGAUCAAACGAUCCAAGCAGAGGUCAUUGCUUUAAAAAACACAAAUCCUAAUUUAAAAGUUUUGUUAGCUAUUGGUGGAUGGACUGCUGAUAAUUCACAAUAUGUAAAUCUGGUCGCCAGUCAAACCAACAUGGUCACGUUUUCAUCUAAUGCAAUAAGUUAUUUACGUCAAAGAGGAUUUGAUGGUUUGGACCUGGAUUGGGAAUAUCCUGGCAAUACUGAUCGUGGUAGUACAUCCGCUGAUAGAGCUAGAUUCACUCAAUGGAUUCAGAUUCUACAAAAUAGUUUUAUAGCUGAAGCCCAACAAACUGGUAAAGCGAGACUUUUAUUAACAGCGGCUACUGCAGCUUCUAUGCCACAGGCAAAUUCAUAUUAUGAAAUUUCAAAACUAGGAAAUUAUUUAGAUUUUGUCAAUAUUAUGACAUAUGAUUUUCAUGGUCAGUGGGAUGGACCAUCACUUGGAGCUCAACAUCAUUCUGCAUUAUAUCCUGAAGUGAAUAGUUCUGUUAUCGGAUGGAUUAAUGCUGGAUUCCCUGCUAAUAAAUUAGCUUUGGGAAUGGGUGCCUAUGGUCGUGGGUACAAAUUGUCUGCACAGCCAAAUGGAAACGGCGUUGGUGCGCAACCCAAUGGCUAUGAUAUGCAGAAAUAUUCAAAAAUCUGUUCAAAAUUAAAUACUGGCCAUUCGGUUGUACAGUUGACAAACCAGCAAGCAGUGGCUGCUGUUGGACAAACAAAUGGUCAAUGGGAAUGGAUUGGUUUCGACAAUACAGAUACAUUUCAAAGCAAGGCUAGGUUUAUAAUUGCCAAUGGUCUAGCAGGUUCCAUGGUUUGGUCAUUAGAUCAAGAUGAUGCGACCAAUGCAUGUGGAGGUGGGAAAUAUCCUUUACUGUCAGUUUUACAGAACAUGUUACCUGGGUACGUGUUUGCUCUAUCAAUUUAA
Molecule: messenger RNA, 1071 nt
Organism: Lottia gigantea (owl limpet)
Lineage: Eukaryota; Metazoa; Mollusca; Gastropoda; Lottiidae
Exons: 7
Biological process (GO): chitin catabolic process; carbohydrate metabolic process
Cellular component (GO): extracellular region
Molecular function (GO): chitinase activity; chitin binding
Source: RefSeq, a predicted model, not a curated record